AUGUGUCCACACAAUAGACAUAAAGAGAAAUGUCACGAGUGCCAAUCGUUCUUACUCUGCCAUCACAAUCAUAUAAAGAACAAGUGUGAAGAGUGCCAGAUAAAAUAUUUAUGCAAGCACAAGCGAAAUAAAAAAUAUUGUAGGGAUUGUGGGGGUAAAUCAUUGUGUCCUCACAAACGCAUAAUCAAUAGAUGCAAGGAUUGUGGAGGAUCAUCUAUCUGCAAACACAAGAGGCGUAGAAGUGUAUGUAAGGAGUGCCAUGGAUCAUCAAUAUGUGAACACAACAAGCUCAGAUCAAGAUGCAAAGAGUGCGGUGGAUCAUCAAUAUGUCAACACAAUAGACGACGGAGCACAUGCAAGGCAUGUGGUGGCGGAUCUAUAUGCCAACACAAUCGAAUAAGGAGCACAUGCAAGAUCUGCGGUGGUGGAUCCAUAUGUUCACACAAUAAAGUAAGGAGCAUAUGUAAAGACUGUGGUGGAGCGUCAUUGUGUAAACACGAUCGAAUAAAAUGUCGUUGCAAGGAUUGUGGCGGCAAUUCCAUCUGUCCGCACAACCGAAUGAAAUAUCGUUGCAAGGAAUGUAAGAGCAUUCAACAAUUCUUCAAUGAUGAGAUGAUAUAA
Messenger RNA from Guillardia theta CCMP2712, 621 nucleotides. RefSeq lists its product as hypothetical. The record is from RefSeq and is a predicted model, not a curated record. Bases 1 to 621 code for a protein of 206 amino acids. The transcript has a single exon. Lineage: Eukaryota; Cryptophyceae; Pyrenomonadales; Geminigeraceae.